AUGGCUGAAGCUGGAGAUCACUCAAGAGACCCUUGUCCCAUUGUCAUUUUGAAUGACUUUGGCGCCACCUUUGCUAUGGGUGUUAUCGGUGGUACUAUCUGGCAUGGUAUCAAGGGAUUUAGAAACUCGCCUAUUGGCGAACGUCGGGCCGGUGCUUUAUCGGCUAUCAAGGUUCGUGCUCCUACUAUUGGAGGUAAUUUCGGUGUUUGGGGUGGUUUGUUCUCUACUUUCGACUGUGCUGUUAAAGGUGUUCGUAGAACUGAAGACCCUUUUAACGCUAUCAUUGCUGGUUUCUUCACUGGUGGAUCGCUUGCUCUUCGUGGAGGCUGGAAACAGACCAGAAACGGUGCCAUUACUUGUGCCUGUGUCUUGGCUGUUUUCGAGGGUGUCGGUAUUGCCAUGCAAAGAUGGAUGGCCUAUGGACAAAAGCCCAUGGCUCCUCAACUUCCCGAGGCUCCUCAACCUUUGGCUGCCUAA
Molecule: messenger RNA, 477 nt
Organism: Sugiyamaella lignohabitans
Lineage: Eukaryota; Fungi; Ascomycota; Dipodascomycetes; Dipodascales; Trichomonascaceae
Gene: TIM17
Product: protein transporter TIM17
Exons: 1
Coding region: 1-477 (158 amino acids)
Biological process (GO): protein import into mitochondrial matrix
Cellular component (GO): mitochondrial inner membrane; TIM23 mitochondrial import inner membrane translocase complex
Molecular function (GO): transmembrane protein transporter activity
Source: RefSeq, a predicted model, not a curated record